Messenger RNA from Scylla paramamosain (green mud crab), 5840 nucleotides. RefSeq lists its product as uncharacterized. Gene Ontology annotation, biological process: RNA 3'-end processing. The record is from RefSeq and is a predicted model, not a curated record. Lineage: Eukaryota; Metazoa; Arthropoda; Malacostraca; Decapoda; Portunidae. The coding region runs from base 798 to 4343 and encodes 1181 amino acids. Gene Ontology annotation, cellular component: TRAMP complex; nucleolus. The transcript has a single exon. Gene Ontology annotation, molecular function: poly(A) RNA polymerase activity; mRNA binding.
CAUCACCGUGUGCUCAAGGAAUAGGAGUAUUUACUACCUAGAAAAAUAUAAAAAUAAAAGAUUUGGCGUAAAAACAAGAUACAUUGCAGAACCUGAGACAAAAAUCACUGUGACAAGGUGACGUAGGUGUAGUUACUGUCUCGAAAAAAAAUAAAUAAAGAAAGAAAGAAAGAAAAAAAAAAAUUAUGCCUUUAAAGGAAAUAGUUAAUGAAAAUUGCCAGAAAAAAAAUAAAUAAGUAAAAGGUCUAGAAAAAAGAAUCCCUCUGAAAAAGCGGAGACAAAAAUCACUGUGUGAACAAGACGUACUGGCCAGGGAAAAGAUAAAUAAAUAAAAACAAGAAAAAUAGCCAAAGCCUACAAAAAAGACAAAAGUAGCUGAGACAAAAACAAAUAAAACGUCUAAAAAAAAGUGAAAAAGCUAACACAAGAAUCACCGUCUGCACAAGCUGUGGGAGUAUUUAGUGAAUAGAAAAAAAGUUAAAGUAAAGAAAAAAAAUGACAUUGACAACAUGUGACAAAAGUCACUGCGUGACAAGCUGUACGAGUAUUUAUUUCUUCAAAAAACGAAGGAAAAAAGUAUGGCUUACAAAAAGGAAAGACAAAAAAUAACGAAGAAAUUUCUAAAAAGUCUUGAAAAAAAAAAACUUUCAUAAUACAAAAUCAAACAAAAAUGAGCUUAAUUCCUCUACCAAUGAAAAGCAGGCAAGGGUUGCUUCUCGGAAGGUGAUUGGCUGGUUGGGUCCUUGGAGUGAUAGCUUGGAGUUGGUUCAGGUUGCGCUGGAGGCUGGGCCAAGUGUAUGCCAAGGCCAGGGUCUACCAACCAGUUCUCUGUAAGAUUAGUCACCAUGGUGAGCCUUCAGGAGCACAUGGUCUAUAAUAAGCGCAUCAACAAAACGCAGAGUCAAUUUGCCGCAAUGAGCCACUCCGAGUCCUUGUCGCAGCAAAGCAGCGUGAUGGAAGCUGGCAACGACUCAGACGCGCAGCCUGAAAAGGCGUGUUGCUUCUCAUGGGUCCGUUGUUGCUUCCAGAAGCUUUGCCGACGACUGAGGAAGCGGAAACGAAGCCAGCACCUCGCCGUCUCCCUGCCUCACGGGGAGACAGGUGCUGGGGAACAUGACGGCGCCUCACCUCCUCCACUCACUGACCACAGUGAGAUGGAAGAGGAAGUAAAAUGUAGUGAGGCUAAAGACAACGUACACGUUCACUCACCAAUAACAGACUCAGUCGAGCAAAAUUUGAAACCCCUUGCUGAAGAUCAAAACACAAGCACGACCACGCCACCAUUCACCGGCCUCACCUCUCCAAUUAUCGUAGGCGUGGUGUGGAAAAACAACUUUGCGUGCACUGGUGAACAGAAUGAGUCUAUAAAUAAGGAACUGGAGAAGAGCAAGCCCCUCAAUAACAUCAUGAAAACGAAACACAAUGAACGGAACGAGGCUGUUGAGGAGGAACAGGAGAAGAACAGCAACCUGAAUCACUUGAACGAUCAACUGAAAGCACAAUGCACCACUGUCUCUCAGAAUGAAGGUAAACAGACAGGCAAGGUGCCGGGAAACCACUCCACGGAAGAGAAAUUCAUAACAUGCGAAAAACAAACUCAGAAGAAUGCAAAAAGAACUCGGCGCCAUCGAAGGAAGAAAAACAAGAAAAAGACUCAAAAUAAUGAAGAAAAAGAAACGAAUAUGAUGGAGGAGGAAGAGGCAAAGACGACCCUCCAAGAGCGGGCGCUGGAACAGGAGCGUGACGAGGAAAACAUUUGCGAGGAAGAGAAAGUGACGAUGAUGGAAGAACAAGAGAUGGAAACAGGGAAUGAACAGAUGCUGGAGGAGAAAGACGAAGAAAAUCAUGAUGUUGUCGAGGAAGUGAAAGUGUCUGACGGUCAUUCAUCAGUUAAGGAACAGACGGGCACGGAAGAGAAGUCCGCGACACACGAAGAACAAACUCACAAAGCAAAAAGAACUCGUCGCCGUCGUAGGAAGAAAAACAAAAAGUUUCAGAAUAAUGUUAAUCACUGCAAUAACCAAAGUACUUGCACGAUUAAAGAGUCCUCCCGUGCAGAGGUGCCUCCACUCCCUGAAGAGGUACCAACCACCGUCAAUGUGACAUUGCCAACUAUCACUGGAAAAGAACCAGUCACUGGUGUGGAACGAGAGGGUGCAGAACACCACAGGGAUGAAGAAGAGAGCGUGACGUUAGUGGAGGACGAGGAGGCAGUGCCAGUAGUGCCGGAACUGAUGCUGGAACAACAGCAAGAGGAGGCGUGGGCAGUGGAAGAGCAUGAAGUGCUAUCCACAGAGCCAAAGGAGGCAGGGAAUCAGACGACUCUGACGGCUGACCACAGCGAUGAGGAAGAGGAAAGUAAUAUAAUGGAAGAGAAACAGGCCAGGACGAUCAUCCUAGAUUGGACGCGGGAACAGAAAGGUGAGGAGGAACAGCACACUGGCGAGGAAGAGAAAGUGACGAUGAUGGAAAAAGAGGAGGGCAUGGAAAUAGAGGAUGAACAGCAGCUAGGGCAGAAAGACGUAGAAAACCAAGACAUUGAUGAGGAAGGGAAAGUGACAAUAGUGGAAGCGUCUAACGCGGCGUGUACAAUUCAGGAGCAGUCGCGGGAAAACGAAAGUCUGGAGGCUCAACACAAUUUGCAGGAACAAACUGUAGAAGCAAAGAACAACAACAACGACUCUUGUUUCCCUGCUGGCGACACUCUCAAGGGGGAACCUGCUGCUGAGGAGCAACAUAAAUCAGCGGUUACUGAGGUGGAAGAACACAUCGAGGAAGACGUGAACAGGUCCCCAGUCGCCGCCAUAGAUCACCACCUGACACACCAGCCACACCACCACGCUGCACCAAUCACACAGCCUGCAAUGACCUACCCGCCUCCGCCAUGGCAGUAUCCGCCGCCUUCCUACAACGGCUCCCUGCAGGCUCUUCGCCAAGAAGUCCUGGACUUCCAUCGCUGGGCGGGAGGAACCGAGGCGGAGUCCCGGCGCAGGAUGCGCCCGGUGGAAGACGUGAGGGGCGCGGUUGGUGCGCUGUGGCCCGCGGCACAAGUCCAGGUCAUGGGCAGCCUGGCUAACGGCCUGUACUUGCCAGACAGCGACGUCGACCUCACGCUGGUGGGACAGUGGCCACCCUCGCCGCCGCCUCUGUUGGUCCUGAGGGACGCCCUCCUGCAGCAGGGCGUGGCACUGCCUGCCUCACUCAAGGUUCUUGAGAAGGCCACUGUCCCUCUGGUUAAAUUUGUCCAUCAGCAGACCGGAGUGGAGAUGGACGUGUCUCUCGGCGGCGAGGCGGCUGUGCGCGCCGCGGUGCUGGUGGCAGACUUCAAAAAGCAGUUUAACACAUUGACGCCUGUGGUUUUGUUCGUGAGAUAUUAUCUGAAACAAUUAAACCUUGGCCAAGUUUUCACAGGAGGCGUCUCCUCCUACGCCGUCACGCUCAUGGCCACCAGCCUCCUGCAGCUGCAGGUCCCGCCUGAGGAACGAAAAGAUCCUGCUCUGGUGCUUUUGAGGUUCUUUUAUUUUUAUGGACAUCAAUUUUCAUACGCCACGACGGGCAUCAGCGUGCUGGAGGGCGGCCGCUACCUGCGCAAAGAAGACGUGCCCACCGUCAUGCCCGGUGGCCACCGCCGGGCAGAUCUGUGUAUCCAGGACCCACUGACACCCGGCAAUGAUCUGGGCCGAUCGUCCUUCCGUGUCUGGGAGGCGCGAAGGGCCUUCCAGCACGCGUACCUGGUGCUGGCGCCCGCCGCACACGCCCCAGGCCGGUACACCACGCCGUGCUCUUUGCUGGGCCAGUUGCUGCUGGGAUACAGCGCUCCCUCGCGAUGCCUCCCGGACGGCCUGCUUCAUUACAGCCGUCAGGGCGCACCCCAGCACCAAGGUCACCGGCUGCCUCAGCAGGGGCGUCAUAACAAGUAUCAACAGAGUUCUCAACUCGCUGCUCAGCAGGAGCAUCAUGCGGUGUCUCGCCUAACGCUUCAACAAAACAACCAGUACCCAUGGCACGAAGGGUCAAAAACCAGGCACCACAGUCAUCAGCAGGGAUACGGGAGAGUGUAUCACCACACUCCUCAACAACAACAACGUCACCACACGAUUCACCACGGCUGUUAUUGCCACAGUUCUAUUGAGCAUUGGGAGUGGUGCAACCAGAGGCCUGAGGAGGCACGCCACCAUCACGGUCAGCAGGAUUAUUGGAAACAGUAUUACCAGAGGCCUGCGGAGGGCAUCCAGCAUCGAGAUCAGCAAGGCUAUAAGGCGUGGUCUUAUGUCAAACAAAAUCAGAGAAGCAAGCAAGGAGGACUGCGUGGCAGGCACGGCCAGGCAUCCGCGAUGGGCUAGGCAGAGGCACGAAUAGGCACGCCUUGGGAGGGGCGUGAGCAGAGGCCUCGGCAGAGACAUCAAUACCAGGCUUGGAGCAGCCAGGACGCGACACAGCAUUAUGGGACCAGUUGAGAUGCAGGUGAACAAGCCUUGAGGCGUCGAGGACCAGGAGAUUCUGCCAUAGGACAAGGAAGAGGAUGUUGUGAUGGAUGUUGAAGACAAUGAAGAAGCACACACAAAUCACACUGAGAUUUUACUGCUUAGGAAGAAGCUGAGACAAAAAUCAUUGCGUGACAAGCGGUAGGAGUAUCACUACCUUCAAACAAAUAAAUAAUAUCCAUAAAAAAAAAAGAAAAAAAAACAUAAACAAACAAACAGAUAAGACGUCAAAGGAUAAGGAGGAACAUGACACCCAGGCUAAGAAGAAGAGGCAGGAGAAACAUGACAUGCAGGUUAAGAAGAAGAGGCAGGACAAGGAGGAACAUGACACUCAGGCCAAGAAGAAUACGAGCACUGCUCCGUCAAUUACGAGCAGCCAUAGAUUAUGUUGAUUCGACCAUGACCUCAACAGAAGAUCAACAGAAAACAAUUCCGCCUCGACAUCUUCCCUCACUGAGCGGGCCAACCUCCCCCACGUCCCCUCUGCAUUCAUUUUUUUUUUUUUUUGUAAUGUAUCAUGGAGAUCAGCAGAGGGAUGAAAUAAAUGAAUAAAAAGCCUGCUCAAAUGUAGCUCACAAAAAGAAAAUAAGACUAGUGAACUGAGUACAGAAACAGUCUGGAUUAAGGACACUAGGCAAAUUGUUCCGGAUUAAGGAUGUUAAAUGAAGAAAUGGAUUAAGGAUAGUGGAUCAGGAAAAUAGACUGUAACAAUGAUAGUGGAGUCAAGAAAUUCAGAAUAUGGAUAGUAAAUUGAGCAAAAGUCUGGAUUAAGGAUACUGAUUAAGAAAAUAGUCAGAAUUAAGGAUAGUGGAUUAAGAAAAGUCUCAAUUAAGGACACUGAAUUAAGAAAAUAGUCGGUAUUAAGAAUAGUAGAUUAAGAAAAUACUCUGGAUUAAGAAUAGAGAAUUAAAAAUACCCGGGAUUAACGACAGAGGAUUAAGAACAGUCUGGAUUAAGGAUAAUGGAUUAAGAAAGUAGUCUCGAUUAACACUUAAACUGCGGACAAAAAAUGCACAUCACAAUGCAAGGCGAAAAUCUAAAUGUAAAAGUAUAUAAUGAAUGAGGAGAUUGUGAUGUGAAACACUGCAGCACAUGAAAGUGGUACAGAAAAUAUUGGGGCAACACUACGAACUCAAAAAGCGCGCUAAAAUUUCACUUGUACGGUUCAAUGAUGACUGGACAGGAGGAAGCUCUCCCUCGCUCUGGCUCUGGCUGUCGCUCUCUCCUCUCCUCUCUCCUCCUCCCCUCUCUUUUCUAUUUUCUCUCCUCUCCUCUCGUAUCUCCUCUCCUCUCCACUCUCCUCUCCUCUCCACUCUCCUCUCCUCUCCUCUCUCCUCUCCUCUCCACUCUCCUAUC